Hippocampus comes (tiger tail seahorse) is the source of this 3593-nucleotide messenger RNA. It is a transcript of the gene bard1, whose product is annotated as BRCA1 associated RING domain 1. Gene Ontology annotation, molecular function: protein binding; ubiquitin-protein transferase activity. The record is from RefSeq and is a predicted model, not a curated record. The transcript is spliced from 11 exons. Gene Ontology annotation, biological process: protein K6-linked ubiquitination. Lineage: Eukaryota; Metazoa; Chordata; Actinopteri; Syngnathiformes; Syngnathidae. Gene Ontology annotation, cellular component: BRCA1-BARD1 complex; BRCA1-A complex. Bases 143 to 2494 code for a protein of 783 amino acids.
CAUCGGUUUGGCCUACAGUGACGUCACUCAAACAGGCGGGAGAUGCGAGUACCAGGAAAUAAGUCGCUUUUUAUUUGUUUAUGUUAACACUGGGCGUACUUUUUGAAAACCGAAAAAACUUCGAGCAUUUGAUUUUACAGUCAUGGAUUCAUCUUUCGAGGCGCCAACAAACGACUGGAAAAACACUAAAGAGGCGCUUGCCGACUUUCGACGUCUGCUUCUUUGUUCGAAAUGCUCGCAGUUACUGAGGGAUCCUGUUUGUCUCGGGACAUGUGAGCAUAUGCUAUGCAGGUCGUGUGCAGGCCCACGGGCAGGUGAUGGCUGUGUGGUUUGUCACAGCCCUUCCUGGGUGAAAGACAUCAAAAUUAACAGGCAGCUCAGCAGUGUCAUACCACUCUUCUGUGACUUGGAGUCCAUGUUGUACCCCGAAAAACAGGCAGAUUCCUCUGAGGUAAUGCUGCCACAAAAUGAGGGCACUAUCUUUCAACGCAAGAGGAACUUCAAGAUCUGGCUCAGCCCUCGUAGCCGUAAAAUGCGUUGCACGGUGCAAGAAAAUCCAAAAGUCUUCAUACCUGAAAGCAAGUCUUUAGAAAAAGUGUCUGAAGCACAGCCUGGCCCUUCAACGGCCAAAGUCAGUGACCUGACAGUUUUCAACUUCACCUCAUCCUCUCAAGACUCUGGCUCCUCUUCUCCAAAAUCCGACACUAAAAAACAGAAGAGGAAAAAUGAGAAAAACAUUGGCGGCAGAAAGAAAACAAAGCGAAGAGCUUCGAGAAAACAGAGUCGACAGACAGUGAAGAAGAAGCUCGACGCGAUAAACAAGCAAUGGAGGAUUAUCGACGAUCAAAAUACCGUCGCCGAAUCAGAGCAGCUUGGUGUAGAUGUUGAAAGGACGUCUAACAAAAAGGUUUCCUUCGUUAGCCCCGAUGGAGUAUCUUACAUGAAUGCCCUUGAACCUGUGUCUAGCAGUAACACCUUGAGAGACGGAUUCGCAGAAGGUGCUGUCACAGAACCUGAGAGCCCAACCCAGCUUUGUCAGAAUGAAUCCGACGGUCUCUGUGACACACUGCGCGCCUCUGACUCCACUCCACAAAAGAUGCCUCGAAAACAGGCCGACCUUUCUUCCCCGGAGCGUUCCUCAAAACGCCAAAGACUGGAGGGAGAGGUUGCCACCCUGGAGACCACGCCAAAAAGGCCAACAACCUCUCCGGGCUGCUGCCGAAAGUCAUUGAGUCACUUGUCUCCUGCUGCUAUUCAUUCUCCGUCUUUGCCCGACCCGCGGUGUAAAAAGACACCCCGAAAACAUGGAGGAGAGAGUCCCUCGGUUCCAUGUACGACGAGUCGGAAAUCCCCCUCAUCUCGUGCUUCGAUGGGACACUCCAGCCCAGGCACCCCAACAGUCAUGAAGAAGAACCACAAAGGAGAAACCCCGCUGCAUUUAGCCGCUAUAAAGGGGGAUGUAGAGGGCGUCAAGGGACUGCUGGACCAGGGAGCCGAUCCCAACCUCAAGGAUAACGCAGGAUGGACACCUCUGCACGAGGCGUGUAACCUGGGCCAUCUGGUCGUCGUGGAGGCGCUCUUAUCGAGAGGGGCCCUGUUGAACACUCCCGGCUAUGAAAAUGACUCUCCGCUUCAUGACGCUGUGCGAAACGGGCACUUAGCCGUUGUCAAAUUGCUGCUGCGUUUUGGCGCCUCGCAGAGUGUGCUUAAUCUUCACGGCAAGCGGCCUGCAGACUACGCUGAAAGUCGGGAGAUGCUGGAGGUGUUCCGGGAGGUGUCUGAGGGAGCCCAAAAUGCCAGCGCAUCUUUGAACAGCCCGGCCAGUCUCUCUGUUGUGGACAAUUGUGCAAAGCCAGAAGAAACGCUUUUGUUUCUGUCAAGCAAGCUGUCGCAAACAGAGCAGCAUCAGUUCGCGAAGCUGAGUCGCCUUUUGGAUGGAAGGAUCGCAGAUGCCUUUACUUCUUCAGUGAGCCACGUUGUGGUGCCUGAAGGACCGAUGCCGAGCACUUACUCCGCUCUACUGGGACUUCUUGCAGGCUGCUGGAUUGUAAAAUACAGUUGGGUGGAGGCAUGUCUGCAGGCGGGCAAGCGGAUGCCAGAAAGCGAGCACGAAGCGGGCGAAGGCGCCCAACGGAGUCGCGUCAACCGACUCAGCUUGCUCCCGCCGCUGUUCGACGGCUGCUUCUUCUUCCUCUUGGGCUCUUUUAAGUCGCCCAGAAAAGAUGAGCUGGCCAAGCUGCUCCGCGACGGAGGAGGUCAGCUGCUGAGUCGGCGACCCAAACCCGACAGCGAUGUCACUCAAACCCUCAGCGCUGCCGCCUACCACGCUUUGCCGGGAUCCGACCAGGCCCUCUGCACUCAGUACAUCAUCUUUGACCGCCAGGGUCCUCACAGGCCCGCGGUGGUUCGGAGGGGCAAAGUGUGGUCUGCCCCUUCCACCUGGAUCAUCGACUGUAUCACAUCUUUCCGACUUCUCCCUGUACCAAACCUUUAAUCGCCGUCAGGAGUUUUGACACCGGCUUUUGCCUCUCCUGUUGGUCGUUUCAUUCAUGCCUUUUGAAUGUCUGUUGAAACGAAAUGAUCCACUAUUAAUCAUGGAGUUCUGAAAGGAAGAGUAAAUGAUGUUUGAUUUCAUGCAAUCAAAACAUAAGUCUGCCCUUGAAAGUGUGGGAACCAACACACUGUUGAGUCGACGUGAGAGGUAAAUAUUCCCUCCGCUCAUUUUCACAAUAUCACACUAAAUGGGCAGGUGUGAGUAGAUGAAAAAAAUGUGCUUGCAGACCUCUGUUGAUCACAAAUCAGGAUUUGUGCUUGUGAAUAUUGAACAGGCUGAACACGUAUGACUUGAUUUUCCAAGAUGCCCUCACACGACAAUAAAUGCCUCACGAUCCUCUUUUAGAGACAUCUGACAAUCUGUGCUCACAGUAGGCCUGAUUAUCAACGUGUAUUUUCUGUGCUCUGCUCGAAGAAAUUGACUUCGAGCUCAUUUUAGCUGACAAAACAAAUUGAAAGGCUUUUUGACUACCAGGAGCUACGCCUGCAUUUAUGACGUGGCUUUUUUUUUUUUUUUUUUAAUGAGUUUAUUAUUUUUUUGACAGGUACAGGACAGUAUGGGGCAGAGAUCAAUUUAAAAACAAACCAACAGCACCAUACAGAAUGGAGGUCGUGGAGAGGUCAAUUGUGGGGAGUCGGCAGUUUUGGAGGUUGAGUUGUUUCCGCUAAAGGUGGAUUUGGUUCAUGGAAAUUGUGGAUGUCAGAGGUCUCCGCUAUAGAGACAUAUUUUCUGUUGUAGAAGGUUGUGGCUAUUAAGAAUUCUCGUAGCCCGAAGAUUCUAAACAGAUGUUGACCUCAAGUGUAUUUUGUUGGUUUUGUCAUCACAAAAUAUGCAACGCAUUCCUUGUGUCUGUCUUGCAAACUGAACAGUAGCUUUGAGCAACUCCUGAUUUAACCAGGAAAAGAUAAUGAAAAAUCUUUUUCAAAAUGCAAGUGCAAAGUCUCUGAGUGUGCUUUGUUACCCUAAAUUGGAUGUUAUAAAAAUGCAGAUGAACUGCUGCGGCAACGCAUGAGGAGAAUAAACAAUCGUUUUGUUAGAA